UCUACUACAAUGCUUUUUUUUCUGCUCUCGCUAGUUUAUAACACUGAUUUAUCAAGUAACGAAAUCAUCAUUGCCUUUUUCACUCUCUAUGUAUUAUACACUGUAAUUCGGUCUGUCUCUAGUUUCGAGAUUUCCCACCUCGGUUCACCGUGCAUGAGGUCAACUGGGCCCGCAUCCUUCCGAGUCACCGGUGCACCGAUACCGCCACGACAACAACAACAACAACAACCAGUCAUGUCACAUCCGCUCAACAAUCCGAACCCAACUGCCCGCCUGCCUCCGAUCCUUCUCUUCAUCGUCGCCGUCCAGGAGAACCGGGCCGGUCUCGCCGCCUCCUCCGUUCGAUUACUGGCUCCGACGGAGGCGAUCGCCGUCGCCAAUAUCGCACUACGACUACCGAUGCGUUCCGACGUAUCGCUGACCACCGCCCGUAAACUUACUCCGGCUCUCCACUCGCCGAGAGUCUCUCCGAGCCGAGAUGAGCCAGCCUGGAUCGCGUCGUCGAGACUCGCGGAGCUGCUUUCUCAGCUGACCGUGUAACGGAUCGCAUGGCACCUGGACCGUAUCAAAGCUGAAGGAACGAUCGUCGAUCGGUCGACAAGUCGGCUAGAGGGGUGGAUUCCGUGCGGAUCGACUACCGGGUCGUCGGAUGGCGCGGCGUUGCGACGCCGCAUUGCCUCGGCAUUAUAUCUGUACCGCCGUGAGGCGCGACGCUCUUUAUAUGCCUCGUAAAAUAGUAUUGUGGCUGUAAUAUAAACGUGUAAUCCUAGGCACGUGUGAGGUGAUGUAGCCUUGCAUGUGGCCCGUUAAUUCUUAUUCACAAUCCUGAAAAUUUUCUCAUUUUAAGGCACGAGGUACAUUUUUCACACACCUGGAAAAUCUGGAAAACCUGGAAUUUUAUGGGGAUUUUUAAUUUGUUCUUGGGAAAAACUGAUAAUAUCGGUUUUCCGUCGUGGAAAUUAGAAAUGAUUUUUUUGAGCUAACAAGUUUACGUUUUCUCUCCCCGAAAACAAAUUGGCUUUUUAAAAUUCACUUUUUUGUACGUUAUAUUUUUCUUUGAUUCGAAUUGAAUUUGAACCGAAUAUAGAGUCAAUAAGCUGAAUAAUUUAGGUUUUAGUAAUUUACCAGAACUGGAAAGAUGUCGGGAAAAACUAGGUUUCAGCUCCUGGAAAACUUGGAAACGUCGUGGAAUUUUUUUCCCAAAAAUUUGUGGCUACCCUAAAGGAACUGCACAUUUAUCUUUUACUUUUUUCGAAACUGACAUCCCAAUUAUAUCGGUAAAUAUUAUUCGUGUAAAUCAUAAUUCUCCUUA
Neodiprion virginianus is the source of this 1312-nucleotide messenger RNA. RefSeq lists its product as uncharacterized. Bases 10 to 540 code for a protein of 176 amino acids. The record is from RefSeq and is a predicted model, not a curated record. The transcript is spliced from 4 exons. NCBI's taxonomy places the organism in Eukaryota, Metazoa, Arthropoda, Insecta, Hymenoptera, Diprionidae.